Messenger RNA from Pyrus x bretschneideri (Chinese white pear), 1884 nucleotides. Its product is annotated as probable polyol transporter 4. The coding region runs from base 11 to 1660 and encodes 549 amino acids. Gene Ontology annotation, cellular component: membrane. The transcript has 2 exons. The record is from RefSeq and is a predicted model, not a curated record. Lineage: Eukaryota; Viridiplantae; Streptophyta; Magnoliopsida; Rosales; Rosaceae. Gene Ontology annotation, biological process: transmembrane transport. Gene Ontology annotation, molecular function: myo-inositol:proton symporter activity.
GAGAGAGAGGAUGAUGGGGUUGCUGGGUGGGCAGCAAAACGGAAAUGCAGCUGAGAAUGGGAUUGCUGGGUCCGAAUUUCAACUCGGGGGGAGCAAGACCAAGUACCAGAGAAUGGAGUCCGAGGUCGGAGAGACAGCGGAAGAUGCUCCAUUGACCGACAAAAAUACCAGGAGAUAUGUCUUGGCCUGCGCAAUCUUUGCCUCCCUCAAUUCCGUGCUUCUUGGAUACGAUGUGGGUGUUAUGAGUGGAGCAAUUAUAUUCAUCCAAGAGGAUCUGAAACUCACCAACGUACAACUAGAACUUCUUGUUGGAAUUUUGAGUAUAGUCUCGCUAUUGGGAAGCUUAGCCGGUGGAAAAACUUCUGAUGUCAUUGGUAGAAAGUGGACAAUUGCAUUGGCAUCAAUUGUCUUUCAGACUGGUGCUCUUAUAAUGGCCCUUGCUCCUAAUUUCACAGUACUGAUGAUUGGUAGACUCUUUGCAGGGGUGGGGAUAGGAUUCGGGGUCAUGAUUGCACCUGUUUACAUUGCUGAGAUUUCUUCUGCAACAGCACGAGGAUCUCUUACAUCUCUUCCUGAGAUUUUUGUAAAUUUUGGGAUCCUGCUUGGAUAUAUAUCAAAUUAUGUUUUUUCAGGACUUCCUGCACAUAUAAGCUGGAGGGUCAUGCUUGGUGUGGGGCUCAUACCUUCCAUCUUUCUUGGAUUUUCUCUUUUUGUGAUCCCGGAGUCCCCUAGGUGGUUGGUGAUGCAGAAUAGGAUGGAAGAUGCAAGGAUGGUAUUGAUGAAGACUAAUGAGAGUGAAAAAGAUGUUGCGGACAGAUUGGCAGAAAUACAGCAAGCCGCAGGGAUGGCCAAUGCUGAAAACUAUGAAGCAAAAGCUAUAUGGCGCGAAAUUGUUAGUCCUAAUCCCGCAGUUCGACGAAUGCUGAUUACUGGUUGUGGAAUCCAAUGUUUCCAACAGAUUACUGGUAUUGAUGCACUUGUGUAUUAUAGUCCUACAAUUUUCAAAGAUGCUGGGAUUAAGGGCAACACUGAAGUUCUUGCUGCAACUGUUGUUGUCGGGUUUACCAAAACUGUGUUCAUCUUGGUAGCUAUCUUUCUGAUUGACCGAGUGGGGAGAAAGCCUUUGCUUUACGUGGGCACUAUAGGAAUGACCGCUUGUUUAUUUGUUCUGAGCGUCGCUCUAGCAUUGCCAGGACAGGGGGAAGUGGGGAUUGGAGUGGCAAUAUUAGCUGUUUGUGGGAAUGUAGCUUUCUUCUCAGUAGGAAUUGGCCCAAUUUGUUGGGUAUUGUCAUCGGAAGUCUUCCCUCUAAAGCUUCGAGCUCAAGCAUCUGCCCUUGGGGCCGUUGGUAGUAGGGUUAGUAGUGGUGUCAUUACCAUGUCAUUCCUCUCCGUGUCUGGGGCAAUAACAGUGGCAGGAACCUUCUUUAUUUUUUCAUUGAUUUCAGCUCUUUCUGUUGCUUUUGUCCACACAUGUGUUCCAGAAACAAAAGGAAAGACUUUGGAAGAAAUUGAAAUGCUUUUCCAAGACAAAGGAGAAUGGCAAGGCGGUGGUGAGGUUGAAAUGGGAGAUGCAGAACGUCUGGUGGAGAACAAACUUCCAACAAUAGAGCCUGUAACAAGUCUGGAGCCAUAUAGGCAGGUUGCACGCUACAUAAAUUAGUUUUAGUAUACUUACGUUUCCUCGAUUUGUAUGAGUAUUAAAUGUACGCGAUUGCACAUAUUACAGCAGAACCAAAAGAGAAAUGUUUUGCCAGCCAUCUUGUUCUUCGCUCACAUGUACUUGAAACCUAUUUAGAGCUUCCAUGGACUUCACUUUGAAGGUUCAUCGAGAUCGAAAUCAGAUUGUAUUGAUUUAGUUGAACAAUAAGGAUUACAUUUCCGGUC